AUGUCAGAAGCUCAAAGGAGAUUGGUGACAACACCUAGUUUUCCUCGUGGAAAUGGGUAUGUAAAUGGGUUUUUGGAAGUUCCUGGUGGAACUAACAAUAAUAACUAUGCAAAUGUGCAGCUCAUUGUAGAGAUGGCAGAGAUAACACGUGUUGAUGCAGUUUGGCCUGGUUGGGGACAUGCCUCUGAGAACCCUGAGCUUCCAGAUGCGUUGAUUGCAAAGGGAAUUGUAUUUCUUGGGCCGCCAGCUGUAUCUAUGGCAGCAUUAGGAGAUAAAAUUGGUUCAUCAUUAAUUGCUCAAGCUGCAAAUGUACCCACCCUUCCAUGGAGUGGAUCACAUGUAAAAAUUUCUUCAGAGAGCUGCUUGGUUACAAUCCCAGAUGAAAUAUAUAGGGAAGCAUGUGUUUAUACGACAGAGGAAGCGGUUGCGAGUUGUCAGAUUGUUGGUUACCCAGCAAUGAUUAAGGCAUCAUGGGGUGGUGGUGGUAAAGGCAUAAGAAAGGUCCAUAAUGAUGAUGAAGUUAGGGCAUUGUUCAAGCAAGUUCAGGGUGAAGUGCCCGGAUCUCCAAUAUUUAUAAUGAAAGUUGCAUCCCAGAGCCGACAUUUAGAGGUCCAGUUACUAUGUGAUCAGCAUGGAAAUGUUGCAGCUUUGCACAGCCGUGAUUGCAGUGUUCAAAGGCGGCACCAGAAGAUUAUUGAGGAGGGUCCAAUAACUGUAGCUCCUCACGAGACAGUAAAAAAGUUGGAGCAGGCGGCUCGAAGGUUGGCUAAAUCUGUUAAUUAUGUCGGAGCAGCCACAGUUGAGUAUCUAUACAGUAUGGACACUGGCGAGUACUAUUUCUUAGAGCUGAACCCUCGGUUACAGGUGGAGCACCCAGUCACUGAGUGGAUAGCUGAAAUAAAUCUUCCAGCAGCCCAAGUUGCAGUUGGAAUGGGCAUCCCUCUCUGGCAAAUUGCUGGCGAUUUUAUGGAAUGGAACAUGGUGGUGGAUAUGAUGCAUGGAGAAAGACCUCAGCUGUUGCUACCCCCAUUUGAUUUUGACAAGGCAGAAUCUACAAGGCCAAAGGGUCAUUGUGUUGCUGUGCGUGUAACAAGUGAGGAUCCAGAUGAUGGCUUUAAGCCUACUAGUGGGAAAGUACAGGAGUUGAGUUUUAAAAGCAAGCCAAAUGUUUGGGCAUACUUUUCUGUUAAGUCUGGAGGAGGCAUUCAUGAAUUCUCAGACUCUCAGUUUGGACAUGUUUUUGCAUUUGGAGAGUCCCGAGCUCUAGCUAUUGCAAACAUGGUUCUUGGGCUGAAGGAAAUUCAAAUUCGAGGAGAAAUUCGUACAAAUGUUGAUUAUUCAAUAGAUCUUUUACAUGCUUCAGACUACAGAGAGAAUAAAAUCCACACAGGUUGGUUGGAUAGUAGAAUUGCCAUGCGAGUUAGAGCGGAGAGGCCUCCUUGGUAUCUCUCUGUAGUUGGAGGGACUCUGUUUAAAGCAUCUGCCAGCAGUGCAGCAAUGGUUUCAGAUUACGUCGGUUAUCUUGAGAAGGGGCAAAUUCCACCCAAGCAUAUAUCACUUGUCCAUGCUCAAGUAUCCUUGAACAUCGAAGGGAGCAAAUACACAAUUGACAUGGUGAGGGGGGGUCCCGGAAGCUACAGAUUGAGGAUGAAUGAGUCAGAGAUCGAAGCAGAGAUACAUACUUUACGUGAUGGGGGUUUGUUGAUGCAGUUAGAUGGAAACAGUCACAUUAUAUACGCAGAGGAAGAAGCAGCUGGAACUCGCCUUCUUAUUGAUGGAAGGACUUGCUUGCUUCAGAACGACCACGAUCCAUCGAAGUUAAUAGCAGAGACACCAUGCAAGCUGCUGAGGUACUUGGUUGCUGAUGGUAGUCAUGUCGAUGCUGACACACCAUAUGCUGAGGUUGAGGUUAUGAAGAUGUGCAUGCCUCUUCUUUCACCUGCUUCCGGAGUUAUCCACUUUAAAAUGUCUGAAGGCCAAGCAAUGCAGGCUGGUCAACUUAUUGCAAGGCUUGAUUUAGAUGAUCCUUCAGCUGUAAGAAAGACGGAACCCUUCCAUGGGAGCUUCCCAGUCCUGGGGCCUCCAACUGCAAUUUCUGGUAAAGUUCAUCAGAGAUGUGCUGCAAGCUUAAACGCAGCCCGAAUGAUUCUUGCUGGUUAUGAGCAUAACAUUGAUGAAGUAGUGCAAAACUUGCUCAAUUGCCUAGAUAGCCCUGAACUCCCUUUCCUUCAAUGGCAAGAAUGCUUUGCAGUUCUGGCAACCCGCCUACCCAAAGAUCUUAAAAAUGAAUUGGAAUCAAAAUUUAAGGAGUUUGAGUUGAUUUCUAGCUCUCAGAAUGUUGACUUCCCUGCCAAAUUGUUGCGUGGUAUUCUUGAGGCCCAUCUAUUCUCCUCUCCCGAUAAAGAGAAAGGAGCCCAAGAAAGGCUUGUUGAGCCUUUGCUGAGCGUUGUGAAGUCUUAUGAGGGUGGAAGAGAAAGUCAUGCCCGAGUUAUUGUUCAAUCCCUUUUUGAAGAGUAUUUGUCAGUUGAAGAAUUAUUCAGUGACAACAUUCAGGCUGAUGUAAUUGAACGCCUUCGACUUCAAUAUAAAAAAGAUCUAUUGAAGAUCGUGGACAUUGUGCUUUCUCAUCAGGGUGUCAAGAAUAAAAAUAAGUUGAUACUACGACUCAUGGAACAACUGGUCUACCCCAACCCUGCUGCAUAUAGGGACAAACUAAUUCGGUUUUCUGCACUUAACCACACAAGCUAUUCUGAGUUGGCACUAAAGGCCAGUCAACUGAUGGAGCAAACCAAGUUGAGUGAACUUCGUUCCAGCAUUGCGAGAAGUCUUUCUGAGUUAGAGAUGUUUACUGAGGAUGGUGAAACCAUGGAUACCCCAAAGAGGAAAAGUGCCAUAAAUGAACGAAUGGAGGAUCUUGUGAGUGCUCCUUUGGCAGUUGAAGAUGCCCUUGUAGGUCUAUUUGAUCAUAGUGAUCACACUCUUCAGAGGCGAGUUGUAGAGAGUUAUGUGCGUCGGUUAUACCAGCCAUAUCUUGUAAAGGGGAGUGUCAGGAUGCAGUGGCACCGAUCUGGUCUUAUGGCUUCAUGGGAGUUCUUGGAAGAACAUACUGAGAGAAAAAAUUCCAAUGAAGAUCAAUCAUUUGAUAAAUCAGUUGAGAAACACAGUGAGAGAAAAUGGGGAGUCAUGGUUAUAAUAAAAUCUCUUCAAUUUCUGCCAGCAAUUAUUAGUGCUGCAUUGAAAGAAAUGUCUCAUCAACUUCAUGAAUCAAUUCCAAAUGGAUCUACUGAACCAAGUGGCUUUGGUAAUAUGAUGCAUAUUGCUUUAGUUGGUAUCAACAAUCCGAUGAGUUUACUUCAGGAUAGUGGAGAUGAGGAUCAGGCUCAAGAAAGAAUUAAGAAGUUAGCCAAAAUACUUAAAGAGCAAGGAGUAGCCUCCAGUCUACACAGUGCAGGUGUCAGAGUAAUUAGUUGUAUCAUACAAAGAGAUGAAGGGCGAGCCCCUAUGAGGCAUUCCUUCCACUGGUCAUCAGAGAAACUCUAUUAUGAGGAAGAACCUUUAUUGCGUCAUCUGGAACCUCCUCUAUCCAUUUACCUUGAAUUGGACAAGCUCAAAGGCUAUGAGAAUAUACAGUAUACCCCAUCUAGGGACCGUCAGUGGCACUUGUACACUGUUGUAGACAAGCCGCUACCAAUCCAAAGAAUGUUCCUCAGAACACUUGUAAGGCAGCCAACAACAAAUGAAGGAUUCACUGGAUUUCAAAGGCUAGACGUGGAAGCAGCUAGUAAGCAAUGGGCUUUGUCAUUUACUUCAAGGAGCAUUUUGAGGUCCUUAUUAACAGCAAUGGAAGAGUUGGAACUUAAUGCGCACAAUGCCAAUGUCAAAUCCGACUAUACUCAUAUGUAUCUUUAUAUCUUACGUGAGCAACAAAUUGAUGAUCUACUGCCUUACCCCAAGAGAGUAGAUUUAGAUGCUGGGCAAGAAGAAACUGCGGUGGAGGCGAUUUUAGAAGAACUUGCACGUGAAAUCCAUGCUUCUGUUGGUGUAAGGAUGCAUAGGUUGGGUGUCUGUGAGUGGGAAGUGAAGCUGUGGAUAGCAUCCUCUGGACAGGCUUGGAGGGUUGUCGUGACAAAUGUGACUGGUCAUACCUGCACUAUACAAAUCUAUCGGGAACUAGAGGAUACCAGCAAAUGUAGAGUGGUAUACCAUUCAGCUUCUGUUCAGGGUCCCCUGCAUGGUGUACCAGUGAAUGCGCACUAUCAGCCUUUGGGAGCUAUUGACCGUAAACGUCUGUUGGCCAGGAGAACCAGCACCACUUACUGCUAUGAUUUUCCACUGGCAUUUCAGACGGCCUUGGAACAGUCAUGGGCAUUCCAAUUACCAGGUGGUAAAAAACCCAAGGACAAAGUUCUUAAAGUCUCUGAGCUCAAAUUUGCUGACCAAAAAGGCACCUGGGGUUCUCCACUUGUCAAUGUAGAGCGUCCACCUGGGCUCAAUGAUGUUGGUAUGGUAGCUUGGUCUAUGGAGAUGUCUACCCCUGAGUUCCCUUCUGGAAGGAAGAUUUUGAUUGUUUCAAAUGAUGUGACCUUUAAAGCUGGAUCUUUUGGCCCAAGAGAGGACGCAUUCUUCUUUGCGGUAACUGAGCUUGCUUGUGCCAAGAAACUGCCUUUGAUAUACUUGGCAGCAAACUCAGGUGCCCGUAUUGGGGUAGCUGAAGAAGUCAAAUCCUGCUUUAAAGUUGGUUGGUCCGAUGAAACAAGCCCUGAACGUGGCUUUCAGUAUGUGUAUUUGACCUGUGAGGAUUAUGCUCGGAUUGGAUCAUCUGUGAUAGCACAUGAAUUAAAGCUUGCAAGUGGAGAAACCAGAUGGGUUAUAGAUACCAUUGUUGGAAAGGAGGAUGGCUUGGGGGUUGAGAGCUUGACAGGCAGUGGAGCAAUUGCUGGUGCAUAUUCGAGGGCAUACAAGGAAACCUUUACCUUAACAUAUGUGACUGGCAGAACUGUAGGGAUAGGCGCUUAUCUUGCUCGGCUUGGAAUGCGGUGCAUACAAAGGCUUGAUCAGCCCAUAAUUUUAACUGGUUUCUCUGCAUUGAACAAACUUCUUGGCCGGGAGGUGUACAGCUCUCAUAUGCAACUUGGAGGACCUAAAAUUAUGGGAACAAAUGGGGUUGUCCAUCUAACGGUUGCUGAUGAUCUUGAAGGAAUAUCUGCUAUUUUGAAGUGGUUAAGCUAUGUUCCUGCCCAUGCUGGUGGCCCACUCCCCAUUUCAUGUCCCUUGGAUCCUCCAGAAAGGCCUGUUGAGUACUACCCUGAGAAUUCAUGUGAUCCUCGUGCUGCUAUUUGUGGUACUUUAAAUGGUAAUGGGAACUGGAUGGGUGGUAUUUUUGACAAAGACAGCUUUGUUGAGACGCUAGAAGGCUGGGCAAGAACAGUUGUUACUGGAAGGGCGAAGCUUGGAGGAAUCCCUGUAGGAAUAGUUGCUGUUGAGACACAGACGGUGAUGCAAGUUAUACCUGCUGAUCCAGGCCAGCUUGAUUCCCAUGAGAGAGUCGUUCCUCAGGCUGGGCAAGUAUGGUUUCCUGAUUCUGCAAGUAAGACAGCCCAAGCAUUAUUAGAUUUCAAUAGAGAAGAGCUCCCACUUUUCAUUCUUGCUAACUGGAGAGGCUUUUCUGGUGGGCAGAGGGACCUUUUCGAAGGGAUCCUUCAGGCUGGAUCAACCAUUGUGGAGAACCUUAGGACUUACAAACAGCCCAUUUUUGUAUUCAUCCCUAUGAUGGGUGAGCUCCGCGGUGGAGCAUGGGUGGUCGUGGAUAGUCGGAUAAAUCCAGACCAUAUUGAAAUGUAUGCUGAUCGAACUGCUAGAGGUAAUGUGCUUGAGCCAGAGGGGAUGAUCGAGAUCAAGUUCAGGGACAAGGAGCUGCUGGAGAGCAUGGGUAGGCUUGAUCAACAGCUGAUCCAACUGAAGGCAAAACUUCAGGAGGCCAGGAGCUGUGGGGCACACGAGAUGGUUGAACCCCUACAGCAUCAGAUAAGAUCGCGUGAGAAACAGCUUUUGCCUGUCUACACUCAGAUAGCUACUAGAUUUGCAGAACUGCAUGAUACUUCUCUUCGGAUGGCUGCAAAAGGGGUAAUCCGAGAAGUGUUGGACUGGAAUACCUCUCGAUCUUUCUUCUACAAGAGAUUGCGUCGGAGAAUUGCUGAAGAGUCGCUCAUCAAGACAUUGAGAGAUGCUGCUGGCGAACAGCUUUCACAUAAAUCUGCAAUAGAUUUGAUCAAGAGCUGGUUUUUCAGUUCUGAUAUUUCAAAAUCCAGAGAAGAUGCAUGGGUGGAUGAUGGCAUUUUCUUUACAUGGAAGGAUGAUCCAAAAAAUUAUGAGGAUAAAUUAAAGGAGUUGCGGGUCCAGAAGGUAUUGCUUCAAUUGGCAACUAUUGGUGACUCGAUUUCUGAUUUGCAAGCCCUACCUCAAGGUCUUGCUGCCCUUCUAAGCAAGGUCGAGCCAUCAAGCAGAGUGCUGUUGAUCGAUGAACUCCGGAAGGUACUCGGUUAA
Messenger RNA from Prunus armeniaca (apricot), 6543 nucleotides. Lineage: Eukaryota; Viridiplantae; Streptophyta; Magnoliopsida; Rosales; Rosaceae. The record is from the annotation of a GenBank genome assembly.